GUGUGUUACCCAGCGGGUAUGAAAUGUUACAAAACAGACACGAUGACACAUCAUACGAAGAAAAAGAACACAUAAAAAAACCGAGUAAAAUAUCGAUAUGAAAUGGCAUGGGAAGAAAUGAAAUGGAAAACAACAACCAAGCUGUGGUGAAGAGUACCAAACAGGCUUUAGUUCGCUUUUCUAUAUAGUCAAAGUCAUAUUAGAUACACACACGGGGAAAUAAAAAAAAUAAUGAAGAGAGAAUGAAAAAAAUUGUUAAAAAUCUAAAACGUAAUAUGGUCUUCGUGUAGAGUUGCAAAAGAGAGUGAGAGAAUAAAAAAAAAAUUAAAUUUUUGUUGGAUGUGCUAAGAUUUUCGUAUACACAAAAAAAAAUCAUCUAAAGUUCUGCGUGCCGUUUUAUUGUGAGACAAAUUGUAAGAUAAUCAGAGAAAAAAAAAUCACGAAAAUUUUUUUCAAAGUUAAAUUCAAAGUGACGAUCAAGUAAAAUCAGUGAACACCUUGACCAGGAGACUGCCACUCCAUACAUAGCGAAUAAAAAUUUUUAUGUUUUAACUAUGGCAUUGGGUGAAACACAAAAUGGAACAGUUUCAAUGAAACAGACGGAUAAAGUAUCGGCACCAGCAGCGGUUAUAAAUGGAAGCAGUAACAUUGCUGAAAAGAAUCAAAAACUGGCGAAACAGGUGGACGCAAAUACAUCAUUCCUGCGAGCUGCCCGAGCUGGUGAUCUAGGAAAACUUGUUGACUUUUUGGAAAGUGGAGAAGUGACCGAUAUCAAUGCUAGUAAUGCGAACGGUCUGAACGCUCUACAUUUGGCGGCCAAGGAUGGUCACAUUGAGAUCGUUCGAGAACUGCUGAAACGUGGUGCUGGUGUCGACAAUUCAACUAAAAAGGGCAACACUGCUCUACACAUUGCUUCAUUGGCUGGCCAGAAGGAUGUUGUUAAAAUACUAAUACAACACGGUGCUGACGUCAACCUUCAGUCCCAAAAUGGAUUCACACCGUUGUACAUGGCUGCCCAAGAGAAUCAUGACGGUUGCGUUCGAUAUUUACUAUCGAAAGGUGCAAAUCAAUCAUUGGCUACGGAAGAUGGUUUCACACCGUUGGCCGUUGCGAUGCAACAAGGGCAUGACAAAGUGGUGGCUGUUCUGCUUGAAAGUGAUUCGCGGGGAAAAAUUCGUUUGCCAGCUCUCCACAUUGCCGCAAAGAAAGAUGAUGUGAAGGCAGCUUCUCUGUUGCUGGAAAACGAGCACAAUCCGGAUGUGUCAUCCAAAAGUGGUUUCACGCCGUUACACAUUGCAUCCCACUAUGGCAACGUUGACAUCGCUAAUUUAUUGAUUCAAAAGGGGGCAGACGUUAACUUUUCAGCAAAGCACAACAUUACACCGUUGCACGUUGCGUGUAAAUGGGGAAAAACCCAUAUGGUCAGCCUGUUGAUUUCGAAAGGUGCCAAAAUUGACAGCACUACCAGAGAUGGUUUAACUCCUUUGCAUUGUGCAGCUAGGUCAGGUCACGAGCAAGUCAUCGACAUUCUGUCAGAGAAGGAAGCAAACAUUUUGUCAAAGACAAAGAAUGGUUUGGCUCCCUUGCACAUGGCAGCUCAAGGUGACCACGUUGACGCAGCCCGAAUUUUACUUUACCAUAAAGCUCCAGUGGAUGAAGUAACAGUUGACUAUUUGACUGCGUUGCAUGUAGCCGCUCAUUGUGGUCACGUUAAGGUAGCAAAGCUCCUAUUGGAUCGUAAUGCAGAUCCCAAUGCACGAGCACUGAAUGGCUUCACACCGCUACACAUUGCGUGCAAAAAGAACAGGAUAAAGGUCGUUGAACUCUUGCUGAAACAUGGUGCAAGUAAAGGUGCUACAACGGAGAGUGGAUUGACACCGUUACACGUGGCCUCAUUCAUGGGUUGCAUGAACAUCGUAAUUUAUUUGCUGCAACAUGAUGCUAGCCCCGAUGUUCCAACAGUCCGUGGCGAAACUCCGUUGCAUUUAGCCGCCCGUGCUAAUCAAGCCGAUAUAAUUCGCAUUUUGUUGAGAAAUGGUGCCCAGGUCGAUGUCAAAGCACGCGAAGAGCAAACACCGUUACACGUCGCUUCACGACUUGGUAACGUGGACAUUGUGAUGAUGCUGCUGCAACACGGUGCUAAUAUCGAUUCGGUUACGAAAGAUUUGUACACACCGUUGCAUAUAGCUGCUAAGGAAGGUCAAGACGAAGUUGCUGCUGUUCUGAUUGAAAAUGGAGCAUCCUUGGACGCUGCUACAAAGAAAGGAUUCACUCCGCUCCAUUUGGCUGGAAAGUAUGGAAAUAUCAAGGUCGCUGAACUGCUAUUACAGAAAGGUGCUCCAAUCGAUGCGCAAGGAAAGAAUGGUGUUACUCCGCUGCAUGUGGCAAGUCAUUAUGACCACCAGAAAGUCGCCUUGCUAUUGCUGGAAAAAGGUGCUUCUCCUCAUGCAAAUGCCAAAAACGGACACACCCCGUUGCAUAUAGCUGCUAAAAAGAAUCAAAUGGACAUUGCCACCACAUUGCUCGAAUAUGGUGCUCUUCCUGACGCUGAGAGUAAGUCUGGAUUCACGCCUAUCCAUUUAAGCGCACAAGAAGGUCACAUGGAAAUGUCUCAACUGUUGCUCGAACAUAAGGCCAAUCCGGGCUGGGCUGCAAAGAAUGGAUUGACACCGCUGCAUCUGUGUGCUCAAGAAGAUAAGGUUGAAGUGGCAAAAGUUCUACUCAAAAAUGAGGCAGCAAUCGACCCGACAACAAAGGCAGGAUUUACACCGUUGCAUGUUGCUGCUCAUUUCGGGCAAAUUAACAUGGUCCGAUAUUUGCUGGAAAAUGAUGCCGCCGUGGAGAAGAGCACAAACAUCGGUUACACACCGCUACAUCAAGCCGCUCAGCAAGGACACACUUUGAUCAUCAAUUUAUUGCUGAAACAUAAAGCCGAUCCGAAUGCAGUCACAAAUAAUGGCCAAACUGCUCUGAACAUCGCCAACAAAUUGGGUUACAUCACCGUUGUGGAGACAUUAAAGGUGGUCACCGAAACGAAUAUCACUAGCACAUCGACCGGAACACCCGUAGCUGAAGAAAAAUACAAAGUAAUUGCUCCCGAAGCGAUGCAUGAAACAUUUAUGUCUGACUCGGAGGAUGAAGGAGGCGAAAAUGAUGAUUCAAAUGAUGUCGUCGUUGAUUCGAAUGGAAAAUCGAAGCCAGUUUAUAUGACGUACUAUCAGAAUCGUAGUAGCGUUCAGUGCGAAGAUCCAAUCAUGUCCGAUCAACAACAGUACAAGUACAUGACAGUGGACGAUAUUAAAGGUUUGGAUGACAAUAUUCGAUUGGAUACCAGUCACGAUGAUAAGGCAGACAAAGCUGCAGUCAACGAAUACAUCACACAUCUCCAAUCAACAUCGGUGGUCGAUUCGGCAAUGAAUUCCAUGUACAUGCCGAAGGCAGUUGAUAAUGUUGACAUUGUUCGGCAGCCGAUUCACGUUGGUUUGCUAAACACUUUAGACCCACAUCUUGCUAGCUUCGGUGGCCGUAGGAAAACUACGCCAAUGUGCAGGGAAAGAUUUCUGGUAUCGUUUCUGGUCGAUGCUCGUGGAGGUGCAAUGCGAGGUUGUCGUCAUAGUGGUGUUCGUGUCAUCGUACCACCCAGAUCUGCUUCACAACCGACUCGAAUCACAUGUCGGUAUGUAAAGCCACAACGUAUACCGAAUCCACCACCGCUUAUGGAAGGCGAGGCUUUGGUCAGUCGGAUUUUGGAAUUAACUCCGGUCGCAGCAAAAUUCCUUGGACCGGUAAUCCUGGAAGUUCCACAUUUUGCAUCGUUACGUGACAAAGAACGUGAAAUUAUAAUACUGCGAUCGGACAACGGUGAAACGUGGCGCGAACACACUCUCUAUGAUAGUGAGGAGGCAAUUCAGGACGUUCUAAAUGAAAGUUUCGAAGCCGGUGAACUGACUCAAUUGGAAGAUUUGCACACCAAUCGGAUCAUACGAGUAGUUACACAUGAUUUUCCGCACUUCUUCGCAGUCGUCUCACGAAUUCGUCAAGAGGUCCAUGCUAUCGGUCCAGAUGGUGGCACUGUAUCAUCAGUAGCGGUACCAUUAGUGCAAGCCGUUUUCCCAGCAAAUGCUCUAACGAAAAAGAUUCGAGUCGGUCUCCAAGCACAGCCAAUCGAUAGCAACAGUACAGCUAAUCUACUCGGUAGAGGUGUGGCUGUAUCACCAGUUGUUACAGUUGAACCACGUCGACGUAAAUUCCAUAAAGCAAUAACUCUUAGCAUGCCUGCACCAAGAGCCCACACACAGGGCAUGAUAAAUCAGUAUUCGGGCAAUGCUCCGACUUUGAGACUUUUGUGUUCCAUAACUGGUGGUCAAAAUCGUGCUGUUUGGGAAGAUGUUACCGGUUCAACACCGUUAACAUUCGUUAAGGAUUGCGUUUCAUUUACAACGACAGUGUCAGCGAGAUUCUGGUUGAUGGAUUGCCGAAAUAUUACCGAAGCGUGUAAAAUGGCUACCGAGCUGUACACUCACAUGGCCUAUGUUCCUUUUAUGGUUAAAUUUGUCGUGUUUGCUAAGCGGACCGAUGCCAAUGAAGCCAAGCUCAGCGUAUUCUGUAUGACCGACGACAAAGAGGAUAAGACGCUUGAACAACAAGAACAUUUUGUUGAAGUCUCCAAGAGUCGCGAUGUUGAAAUACUAGAGGGUCGCCCAGUGUAUCUUGAAUUUGCGGGAAAUCUUAUUCCCAUUAUGAAAUCGGGCGACCAAUUUCAUUUGCAGUUCAAUGCAUUCAAGGAAAAUCGCCUCACAUUCGUGGUUAAAAUCAAGGAUGGCGAAAAUGUCGGACGAAUCAACUUUAUGAACGAGCCAAAAGUAGCCAAAGGUGAGCCAGCAUUGACUCCGAUUUGUACGUUGAACAUCGUCAUACCGGAUAAAGUGUUCGACGACGAUACAAAUUCGGACUAUGACGCGAGAAGUUUUGACAAAAAUUAUCGCGUCAUGUUGAACGGAGGAUUCAAGGUCAAUGAAAUCCACAAAGCCGAUAUCCGUUUGUCGGACAUCUGCAAUUUGUUGGGAAACGAUUGGGUGAAAUUAGCUGAAGCCUUGGAAGUGCCGAAUGACGACGUUGAGUUGAUAAAAUCGGAAUAUCCCGACAAACCGUCACAUCAGGCAAUGGUUCUGUUGAGAUUGUGGCUUCGUCAGUCUGGGAAACAAGCAACCGGAAAUAAUUUGGAGCAGGCCCUGCAUCGCAUCAACAGAUCCGAUAUCGUUGACAAAUGUAUUUUCAACUUGGAGCUGGUCACCGAUGAAAUGGAAAAGGCCGUUGCUAAGAUGCAACUGGAUCAAUCCGGUUUCGAUAAUUUGAAAGAGGAACUUGGUCCUUCCCGCGACACAUCGUUGAAACGGAAUAGUGAACUCGAUUAUCAGGAUCAUUAUGGCAGCGAUGAUUUGACGAAUGGAAAAGCCGAUCGAAACAAUGACGACAUCGAAGCACUCCAACGUGUUCAGGAUCAAUUCAUUACGCUUGGCAUAUCGUCGACCAAACAUUCAUUGACUGGAAAUGAAACUCCUCCACCCAGUCCAGCAGAGUUUGGUUUGGCCAACGAUCAACGUUCGCCGCUAGAUACCAAUAACAAAAUUCCACCAACUGCCGAAGCUGAGACCAGUGAUCUAACGCAUCAGUUCGACAACAGCCAAGGUCUCCCUUCGGAUGACUUAAGUGACAUGAAUGCAACAUCAACUGCUAGCGUUCUUGAACCAUCCGACGAUCCUAGUUUGAGCUCAAUUAAGCAAAAUAUCGACGACAUAGUGGCUGAAGCAGAAAGACACGUUAACGAAAACAUAUCGCAGCAGGAAGACACAAUCAGUGAUGUUUUAGAUGAAUUCGAUCGUCAGUUGGAGACUAAGGUGGCCGAUGUUACGAAAGAAAUUCACGAACAAAAGGUCAAAUUCAGUGACGAGCCAGAAACUCUGUCAGCAAUUACCAAGAAUUUCAUCGAAAUGGAAUCGACACCGCAUGAGACCAGCACGACAACGACAACAACCACUACCACCGAAAGUCGCAUCCCAGUUUCGUCGAAGACUUCAACGCCAAUCAAAGUCAAGACAAUAAAAAAGCAUUCGAAAGUCAACCGAGAUAUCGUCAAACCACCGCAACCGAUUCGGCCAGCUGUCAAUGACAUAGAAUGGGAUGUCCCGUCCGGAACUGGAAAGGACGAUGACGAACAAAUAACUGAGAUUUCCACAUUGAAUUUGGAAGAUGUUGGACAAAAUGAGAAUGAAUCGUUCGCACCGGUCAUCAUAUCGCCAAGCGAUGAUUACAGCGGUGAAAUCGAUGAAGUCAUUUUGGUGCAAACAGCUGACGAUGAUCUGCUGGACAGUGAGAGUGGUGAUAAGAGUGACGAAAAUGAGUCUCACUUUGUGUCAACCAAAACGACCACUCAAACGAUUGUCGGUGACAACGGUGAACAGUACACCAUUACGACCACCGAGGAGAAAUUCUCUCAUGGCGACGAAAAUCGGCAACAAAUACCCGAAAUCGUCGUGCGCCAGCAUUUACAGCAGGAAUCGCAACCGAUAUCCAGUGAGGAUUUGCCAACAAUGUCCUUGAGUUUGAACAGCGAAUCGGACAGUGAGAGUCAUUAUGGUCGGGAUGGUGCAACCGGUGAUAGCAAAAAAUCGGUAAAUCCUAAUGCGUCGCCGAUACGCGGUGUUGGCGAUAAAACAUUUGGUUCGUCAAGCGGUUCGGAUGUUGCAUUACAUGAACCGGGUGCAGAAUCGAGUGACGAUGAUCCAGGUGCAUUCGCUAAAGCUGGUGCUGAUGAAUUGAAUAUGCGCAGCCAAACUGACUUCAACUACCAAAGUUCCGAACAUCCUGCAACAUUUACCCAUCAAACAGUUGAAGAAUUCAAGGACCCACAAAACAAUGCAACCGUUAGAACAGUCACUACCACAACAACGGUAACAACAUCCGAGCACAAUGUAACUGAUCCAUCUGAGCUAGCCGAUGCGUUAACACAACGAUCUUCGCAACAGAAACAAAUCGAAUUAAACGACGAAACGACCAACAACGAUCAUGAACUGCGCGAAACAAUGCAACAAAUUGUCGAUCAAUUUAUGCAAGAAGAACGAAGACAACCGUAAGGGAAUGGUUGUGCGCGAACAAAUCUCACCAUUUUUGUCCGACCCGUACGAAGUUAUUGAAUUUUCCUGUUUUUUUUUUUUUUGCUUUUCAAAUGUUUCGUUAUGAACGUGAGUGUGGUGGGUAUGAGUUUUCUUAAGACUAUGGUAAGUCUGGCAAAAAUCGCUUACAUUGGCACGUGGACAAAUUAAUUUCUUCGGAAAUGCGUGUCCGUGCGUUUCGAUAUUUUCGAAACUUAUUUAAUCGGUCCAAAUGACCUUAGCCUUAGUACUUCGGUUAUUUCCCUUACAUCUCAAAUUUUCCUUCGCGGCAGAGCCUUUUAUUUCUUAAAUUAUUUUUUGUCAAUUUUGUUGUUUGUUAAAUCGCUUUAAAACGGUUAAUCAUCUGUUAUCGACAGCAACGACAAAAGAUGGCAAUGAUUAUAUCGUUUACCGCUUCUAGAGUGUUAAAUGUCCUCUAAUUGUCAGAUACGAAUUCGCUUCUGGAAGCCGAAGGUAAUAGUUUGUAUAUGAAGCAAACGUUUAUUUAACCAGUCUCUUAGAAGACAUGUUCAUUAAUCUACUAUUAAUCGCCGACGUGAUCAAUAUUAUGUAAAAAUCUUUCGUACGGGUCCACGGUAUACACAAUGUAAAGCUGUAAAGUUGUCGCGGCGGUUUUUUCUUUCAUUUUUUUUCUUUCUCUUUUUUAAAUUGAUUAUUUUGUCGUUAAGUGUGUUUGUUUUCAAUUGCGUGUGUGUAAUUUCUUUGUUUUAUUUUAUUUUGUUAUCUGAUAAUGUUUCAUAGAAACGAAUCACAAUUUUUAAUGGAAAAAAAUAAUUAUUUUUUAUCGAAUUAUAACUACUACUACGUUUAAGUGCCCAGUAAUUUUAUGAAAGUUUUUUUUUUUGUUUUAAUUUUUUUCUUAAAAAAUAAAAUUUAGAAAAAAAUAAAAUUUUAAUGAAAAAAACAAACAAAAAGAAAUCAUUUUGUUGUCGCACAUAAUAAAUAGCGU
This is a messenger RNA of Bradysia coprophila, 8121 nucleotides long. RefSeq lists its product as uncharacterized. The record is from RefSeq and is a predicted model, not a curated record. Gene Ontology annotation, molecular function: protein binding. Gene Ontology annotation, biological process: signal transduction. Lineage: Eukaryota; Metazoa; Arthropoda; Insecta; Diptera; Sciaridae.